AUGGCCGUCCAGUGGACAUUCUACUAUUAUGCGCCGUCCAGCGCUGCUGCAGGCAUUUUCGCCGGCCUCUUCGGUUUAAGCAGCAUUUUCCAUUUCUAUCAACUCAUUCGAACACGAACAUGGUUCAUGAUUCCAUUUCUCAUCGGUGGACUUCUUGAAACAGUCGGAUAUAUCGGUCGUCUCUUAUCAUCCCUCGAAACACCCAACUACACGCAAGGCCCAUACGUGAUGCAAAGUGCCCUCAUUCUCAUCGCCCCCGCAUUCCUGGCUGCGAGUAUCUACAUGACCCUGGGUCGGAUCAUCGAGAUGUUAGACGCAGAGCGAAGCUCAGUGAUCAAGCUGAAAUGGUUGACAAAAAUCUUCGUUGCGGGUGACGUUUUGUCUUUUCUGAUGCAAGCUUCUGGAGCCGGAAUCAUGGUCAAAGAUAUGACAAACCCUUCCAUGGGUGAGAACAUCAUUAUCGGCGGUCUCUUCGUACAGAUCGUUUUCUUCGGCUUUUUCGCUAUCAGCGCUGUCAUCUUCCAAGUUCGUCUUUCGAAAGCACCUACCGCGCGAUCCAUUGAAUUGAGUUCUCUCUGGCACCGUCAUAUGAUUGCGCUGUAUGUUGCCAGUAUUCUCAUUCUGAUUCGGUCGGUUAUUCGCGUGGUGGAAUAUAUCCAGGGUUAUGAUGGGUACCUGAUGAAGACUGAGGCGUUUAUCUAUGUGUUUGAUGCUCUUCUUAUGUUUGUUACGAUGCUGGUCCUCCAAUAUGCUCAUCCCAGUGAGGUCAAUUGCUUGUUGGGCCGUGGUGACCGGUAUUCCGAGAAGAUCUACAAAACGCGGAAGUUUGAGGCUGGGUCGCCAUUGGAGACAAGCCGUGUGGAGGCGUGA
Penicillium waksmanii is the source of this 870-nucleotide messenger RNA. RefSeq names its product RTA1 domain-containing protein. The record is from RefSeq and is a predicted model, not a curated record. Gene Ontology annotation, cellular component: membrane. Lineage: Eukaryota; Fungi; Ascomycota; Eurotiomycetes; Eurotiales; Aspergillaceae. Bases 1 to 870 code for a protein of 289 amino acids. The transcript has 3 exons.